UGUCCUCUGGAAGUCAACAGUGGAUGGUGUUUUUGUGCUGCAGAUAAUCACUUCCAAGCAAAAAUCAUUCUAGGAAAGAGCAACAGCUUCUGCCUUCUGACAGAUACCAAGCGUGGCCACCAAUUGCUCCGGGUGCUCCUGCCUACAGCUGUCGCAGUAGGGACGGACAAGACACAUGUUUCUUCAUCAGCCAUUGCCAAUCUUUACUCUUCAUGGCUCAUAUUUAUAUGGCUUUCUGAAGGCAUUGUGUUUCAUUCUAAUUGGUUAGUAACUUUCUGCAACUCAGUUCAUUGGUUAGUAGUUGCUCCUGUACGUGCUUGCAAAGACUUUCUUCUCUAAGAGAUGUUUACAUUCUUGUCUCCUAGGAAGAAGAUGUUUCGCACAAUUAUGAGUCCUUCAUUUUCACAGGUGCAAUUCCUUUCUCAUGGGAACUUGUCAGGCUAGCUGUUAGCUGCACCCAGCUGAAGAAGCAGGCCUGAGCCAUGCUUUUACAAGGCCUUUCUUUUGUAAGGAUUUACCCCUAUGAAUCAAAUAGCCAGCUGCAGAAAGGAUCACACAGACACCAACGCACGUUGGCUUUGGCUGCCCUCUGGCACAGAAGUCCCCCGGGGCCACAGCUUUCUGUGGCAGGAGACAGGCACCAGCAUUGGCAGGGCUUGGGGGGCGGCUGGUCUCCUUUGGCAGGGACUCUGCCACACCUGCUGAUGUCAGCGCUCGCCAGGAGUCAGAGCAGCAUUCGUGCUCUGGGCCACACGUCCCAGGGUGUCUGUGUCACACCCCUGCGCGUAUGAGGGCCACCCAGCACCGGGACUGGUCCCAAAGAGGCCCUGGCAGCUUCUGUAGAAGCUCCAGGUGCCCUUCCUGCUUCAGCUCUGUUGGCAGCUGUGGGGGCUCAUUCUGCUGCCCUGAGCAGACAGAGCAGAGGAGCAGCUGCUUGUUGUUUGGGCCGUUCCUGAAGUUCCUGUUGGGUUGUGUCUUCAGCACUUGGGGGAAGGUCUUCCUUGCAAGCUGGGGCAGUUUGGGUGGGCUGGGGGUGUCCCCAGGGCACGUGGAGGUGUGUCCUAGGGCUCUUUGUGACACAGUGCACCAUGGUCACCGUGGAAGGGAAAGGGACUGAGUGCGCAAGGGUGACCCUUUGUGACACGUCGUGACAUGGGUGCUGGCGGUGACACGGCAACGCCUCGGUGCACACAACGGGAGAGGACGGAACGCAGCAGUGCUGUGAGGAGCCCCCACACAGCCAGCUCGUUCCUUGCUGACCCGGAGCUUUUCCAAGGUGUUUUCUGUGCAGUUGACAUCGAGGCCGGACUGCAGGAUUUGGUGACCCGGAGCAUUUCCGAAGCAUCUGCCAUCCCUGCGGCCGGUGCCCUCGAGAACGGACUGCAGGACUUGCUGUCCCGUUUCUUUUCUGAGACUUCUCUCUUGCUGGUGCCCUCGAGGACAGCCUACAGGACUUGGUUUCCUGUAGCUUUCCCAGCCUUCCCGAGGCUCCUCUGUUGCAGGUGCCUUCCAGGCACAACUGCAGCACUUGCUCAUCUGGAGCUCUUCCCAGGCAUCUCUCCUGCAAGCAGUCAUAACACCAGUGACAUGGAGCAGACACCUCCCAGCGUGCCCAAGCUGGCCUGGCUGGAGGAAGAGGAGGAGGCUGGAGCUACCUCAGCACAGCAGCCUGAAGAGCUGGAGCAGUUCCAGCUGCUGCAGGAGGAUGCAGCCAAGGACCGGACACAAGAACAGAAACCCGCCCGUGGCUGCUUCCGCAGAACAGCGCAGAUGAUCUGUGAAUUCAUCACGUGCGUUUGGCAGGAAGAGACCACAGGUGUGGGCACCGGGGUCUUGGCAAACUUUCACCUCUUCAGUGCCGAGACCAGUGCUGCCAUGCUGGAUUUGCUUGUGGAGAAGGGUGUCUCCAAUCCAAAGCAAGUGCCAGCCAUGGUGAGGUACAUCCACCGGUGGCUCACGGCCAACGGGUCUGCUGGGCACAGGCUGGACAAGGCCCUUCUGGAGCUGACCAAGGAAUACCCCUCUGAUGUGCUGAUCACUCUCUUGCGCUGGGCCCCAUCGUGUGACAGAGCUGCCAUGACCAUGUGGGGCACCAUCAUGUCCUCGAGCAGGACUGCGGAGCCGGCGCUGCAGAUCCUCCUCCAUGUGCUGAGCGCCUGGCCAGUGGACAGCGUGUACACCUCCGAUGGGGACAGCACAGGAGUCUUUGCCCUGGCUGCAACCAUGACACUGUGGAGGGUCUUCAAUCUGACCUGGUGCCCCCCUGUAGUGCUGGAGUAUUUCCCCAGUCUCUUUCUGCGUCUGCUCUUCCAAGCUUACAUCAGCACGCUGGAUAUUUCAGAAGAGGUUGAUACCUUCUGGAAGGGAUGCCAGGAGCAACACGGCCUUGCCGCCAACCCCAACAGCUUUGCACUGCAGACCCUGAAGGCCCUGCUCUGCCGAAUGCGCUAUGAGCACGUGGUGGUAGCCAUGGAACGCAAGUGUGCCUGGGACACCCUGCUCUGUGCCGAUAGCCACCACUAUGCAGUGGGUCUGCUGGCCAGGGAGAUGCGCCGUGUCUCCAUCAUCUGGUGUUGCAGCAUCGCAUCCUGCCUCUUUGACCUGCUCAGCCAAGACAUUUCGGACUGGGAACUGCCCGCCCUGGCGUUCCUCGUGGAGGUCCUCGACUGCCUGGACUUGAAUGAAUGCGGUGAAAACGUCCUGCAGAUCAUGACGAGGCACCUGCAGAGCAAGUCCAGGCAGGUGCGUCGUCUGGCGCUCAGAGGCCUCGUGGUGCUCAGCAAGGACCCCUCGAUGAACAAAAGAAUGUACAGCCUGACGGAAAGCCUCGGGAACCUACUGUGGGACGCGGAUGAAGACAUCGUUGAGAUGGCCGUCGCUGUACUCGGCUUUCUGCUCUUGCAGAAAGACCUCGCAAUAGCCAGCCCCGUCGCCCUGCAGCUGGCUGAGGCGCUCUGGCAACUCUUUGACAAUGACAACAGCCUUGUGCAGCUGCUCUCCGUUCGCCUCUUCCAAGAGCUGAUGAAGCUGGUGGUGGCCAAGGGAAAAAAGCCCCUGAAGAAGCGUGUGAGCAAGAGCCUGCUCCCACUCUUCUUCAACUGCCAUGAUGAGAACCAGCGUGUGGCACAGGCCUCUCGGGAAACGCUGCUUUCUGCAGUCAAGUUCCUGAAGAGAAGGGAUCUUCAGCACCUGGUGAAGACGGAUCAGAUGUGGAGCUUUGCCGAGUGCUUGCUGGCAGAGGACAGGAGCCGAGCGGCCGAGCACCUGCGCCUGGCGCUGCCCUACCUGCAGAGCCCGCAGGAGCCCCUGCGAGAGGCGGCCGUCAGGUUCAUCGGGCUCGCCGGGCGCUACCUGAGAGGGAAGCAGCAAGAGUUCCGGAUCAUCUGCAGGGCCCUUCAGGACAUGAUGGAUGACAUCAGCCCUGCCAUCUCAUGCCUGGCACUUCAAACUCUGUACAUCAAUUUAGCUGUACAGAGCAUUCCCUCCUCCCGCCCCCGGGAUAUGCACGAUCAACUCCGCCGGCUCUGGAGGUCAUGGCCUUUCCUGCGUCGCUGUGGCUGGCUGUCCUGCUGCAGCGCUGUGGAGAACUGAUCCGCGAGGCUGCGUCUGCUGGGGCCACCCGAGCCUGCGGGGAACAACUCCCCUCUGCAAGCGCUUCCUUUCACCCCGCUGUAGGAUUAAUAAAUGGCUGUUGUCAUA
Vidua chalybeata is the source of this 3699-nucleotide messenger RNA. Its product is annotated as maestro heat-like repeat-containing protein family member 6. Lineage: Eukaryota; Metazoa; Chordata; Aves; Passeriformes; Viduidae. The record is from RefSeq and is a predicted model, not a curated record. Gene Ontology annotation, cellular component: cytoplasm. The transcript has 15 exons. Bases 1153 to 3591 code for a protein of 812 amino acids.